Messenger RNA from Labeo rohita (rohu), 1113 nucleotides. It is a transcript of the gene or64a1, whose product is annotated as odorant receptor, family 64, subfamily A, member 1. The coding region runs from base 85 to 1113 and encodes 342 amino acids. Gene Ontology annotation, molecular function: G protein-coupled receptor activity; olfactory receptor activity. Gene Ontology annotation, biological process: G protein-coupled receptor signaling pathway. NCBI's taxonomy places the organism in Eukaryota, Metazoa, Chordata, Actinopteri, Cypriniformes, Cyprinidae. The transcript has a single exon. The record is from RefSeq and is a predicted model, not a curated record. Gene Ontology annotation, cellular component: membrane.
GUCUCUCUUGAUUGUUACUUUAAAAAAAUUGCUGGAGUAAACAAAGAAAUUUUAGACUGAGCGAGGCACAUCAGAACUACUUGGAUGCUUUUCUCUUUAAAUAAUGGACAACAACUGAAUCCAAAUAUUUAUUUUAAGUGGCACUUGCAUUGUCUUUUUGAUCACCAAAUGGAAAAUGGAACCAUGACUUCGUAUUUUUAUUUCACUUUGUUCAAAGACUUUGUUAACAUGAGAUAUCUUAUCCUAAUGUUGACACUUACAGUUUAUUUAGCAAUUAUAUUAUUUAAUGCUGUCAUUUUGUUUGUGGUGUUUAAAGAGAAAUCUCUUCAUGAGCCAAUGUACAUACUGAUAUCGUGUUUGUCUGUGAAUGAUCUCUAUGGUUCAGCUGGUUUCUUUCCAAGGUUAAUGUUUGAUCUCCUUGUUGAUACAAAUAUGAUUUCUAGGUCAGCGUGUUUUGUUCAGAUUUUUACAAUUUAUACUUAUGCAAUGUCUGAAUAUACAAUAUUAACUCUGAUGGCAUAUGACAGAUAUGUUGCCAUAUGCAACCCUUUAAAAUAUCAUAAAAUUAUGACCUCAAAAGCGACAACACUGUACAUGGCACUAGCAUCACUUUAUGCAGCGGUUUCUAUGGGUCUUAUCAUUUUGUUCUCAGCCAGGUUGCCUUUAUGUGGGACUGACAUUGCUCGACUGUACUGUUCCAACUGGUCUGUGGUUCGACUCUCUUGUGGGACUUCCACAUUGAGUAACAACAUCAUUGGAUUUUUUGUUACAACGACAACAGUUUUUCUUCCUGCCUUCUUCAUUCUUUAUACUUAUGUCAGAAUUUUGAUCAUUUGUCAAAAAAGCUCCAAAGAAUUUAGGGGCAAAGCAUUACAAACAUGUCUUCCUCACAUUAUGAGCUUUGUUAACUACUCUAUAGCAUCGUUUUGUGAUAUUGCUUUAAGCAGGUAUGAUUCAGACAAAUUGAAGAUUGUGGCUAUAAUUUUUUCAGUUGAAUUUCUGGUUAUCCCUCCUGUUUUCAAUCCCCUUAUUUAUGGCUUAAAUUUACCUGAAAUUCGCAAAAAUAUUGCAUCCUUGUUUCAGCGAUCAAAAGUUGGCCAUUUUCUGGAAUAA